Messenger RNA from Fonsecaea multimorphosa CBS 102226, 1722 nucleotides. RefSeq lists its product as uncharacterized. The transcript has 3 exons. NCBI's taxonomy places the organism in Eukaryota, Fungi, Ascomycota, Eurotiomycetes, Chaetothyriales, Herpotrichiellaceae. The record is from RefSeq and is a predicted model, not a curated record. The coding region runs from base 1 to 1722 and encodes 573 amino acids.
AUGGGCAGCGAAAAAAAUCCUAGAUUUUUGUUUGUGGUCUCGACUCCCCAGCAGCUCGAUCAAGGUUCCGUAAGGAAAAAUCAGGCUGCAGCUAGAGCCCACGCAGCCAAAAUCUCUCACCCAUCCGCUCGUGCACAAGCCACCUUAGAACAGCAGCCAUCACCCCAAGACUCUGCUCCAAACUCCGCUUCCAGCGAUCGUGAGCAUGAUCAACAUCAUCUAGCAGCCACUGCUCUCUCCAAGGACAAGCCAGGAAUCUCCUCGACUUCACAAGCACAGACUAUCUUCAUCAAAAGCAGAUCACGAACCAGAAAAGUUCGGCAUAAACCUCGAGGUCUACGUGCUUCGGGUCAGCCGGCCGGUAGUCCUCGAGAAGACAAACGUGAUCCUAGAGCUACAAGACUAUGUCCUCCAGCGGUGAGUGUUGAUCCGCUAUAUUGGCUCCCAUACGAGAAAGAUGAAGCCGCCUACCAGGCCGUGGACUACUAUGCCAAUACUGCAGCACCUGCCCUUCGUCCACUCUACGAAAUAUUCAACAUGACCAGCACCUAUACUUCCCUGUUCCUCGAGUGCAUUAUCGACAGCGAAAGCUUUUACCAUGCAGGUGUUGCUAGACUGCGCGUCACUGAGGAUCUGUUGAGGAAUCCUGGAAGCAAGCCCGCCCUGUCAGUUCUGUUACAUCAAGCAAAAGCAAUUAGCUACCUUCGGCAUGAGAUUUCCCAGGCACCAGAACCGACCACUAUGAUGCUGGCUACCAUCCUGUUUCUCAUUGCCAUCGACAUAGCACUUGGCCAGCAUACAUCAGCAGACAUGCACCGAAUUAACCUAGCUCGGUUAGUAAGGGCUCGAGGAGGUUUAAGUGCACUUGGCUAUGAUGGAUUCGUGAAGGCAACUUUUAUGCAGUCAGUUGGAAAUCGUCUUUCUCGGAUCAUCGCUAACAUUUCGAUGGUCAGAUUUGACAACAUAUAUGCUCUCGAGCGAGGGCCGAGCGUUCUUGUCCCUUUACCACGCUACCGUCCGAAAUACCCUCAGUUUCCCCUCUCGCCGCGACUCUCACAAAUCAUCAUCGAUUUCCCUGACGGCUUCCGGUGCUUGACCCAUCGCCGUAUACUGCCCCUCGACAUGAUCGAAUUACUCUUUCGCAUCUCCGCCACCGUUCGUCGUUGUGCCGGCCGCGCUACCUACGUACCUCUCAAUAAAAGCGAAAACCCUUUCCACUCAAAGCGCCGCAAGUACGAUUCAUUGAGCGACGCUUGCCCCUGGUUGUUCGCACCUGACGACAAGGUGCAUCCCUUGCUCAAACCUCUGACAAUGGCUCUGGCUCUCUGGUGCUGCACUGCAUACUACACGAUCCGCGCCUCUACUGUAAUAUACACUGGAUUUCUCCGCGCUUUGACGAUGCGCCUGCUGCGAGAACCCAUCACGCCGAAGCCUUCUACGAGUUCACAAGCAGAUCUCGAGGGAGCUGCUGACGAAGAGGAUUGCGCAUUAUGGAUUUGGAUGGUGACUCUAGAUGCCUGGAGGCCAGAUGGUGCCGCGAAGCCACAUCCUUUUGGUAAAGGAUUAUUUGCACGUUUCCAAUCCCGCUUUCCGGAGGCAACCACCGACUUCGCAGUUCUCGACAAGGUCCUAAGGAGGUUUUUCUGGACAGAUAGUCUCAGGGCUGGAGUGAAGACGCUAUGGAACGAGGCAGCAGCCCAAAGGGAGCAUCCAGACUCCUAA